Messenger RNA from Cucumis melo (muskmelon), 2403 nucleotides. Its product is annotated as probable dipeptidyl-peptidase 5. Gene Ontology annotation, molecular function: serine-type peptidase activity. Lineage: Eukaryota; Viridiplantae; Streptophyta; Magnoliopsida; Cucurbitales; Cucurbitaceae. The record is from RefSeq and is a predicted model, not a curated record. Bases 253 to 2262 code for a protein of 669 amino acids. The transcript has 18 exons. Gene Ontology annotation, biological process: proteolysis.
CAAGAAAUCUCAAUUGCUUCCUAGAUAUGAAAUAUUAUGCUUUUCGUUGCUUUGAAACAUGGAGAUUCCUUCUUCUUUGACUAUUCGGUACACAUGUCAAAGUUCGCAUGGAACCAAAUUUGUAUCUUCCCCCCAAAUCGAGGCCCCACACAUCGAUGUUUAUGGCCAAUUCGAACGGCCGUCGCUAAGAUCUCCCACUUUUUCAAUCGGACCGAUAAGCGAUACUGCUGAUUCACUGCUCUAAGAAGAACAAUGGCUUUCUCCGUCUCAUCUUCAGUUAGUAACCAACUAGAGAAAAUCACUGCACCCUACGGCUCAUGGAAGUCUCCGAUCACCGCCGACGUUGUGUCCGGCGCCUCCAAGCGAAUCGGCGGUGCUGCUGUUGAUGGUUCCGGUCGCCUUAUCUGGCUUGAAUCACGGCCCUCUGAAUCUGGGCGGGAAGUUCUUGUCAAGGAACCGGAGAAGCUGGGCGAUGAGAAUAUUGAUAUUACUCCAAAGGAGUUUUCAGUUCGGACUACUGCACAGGAGUACGGCGGUGGUGCUUUCAUGGUGUCUGGUGACACAAUAGUCUUCUCUAAUUUUGAGGAUCAGAGACUGUAUAAGCAAUCAGUUAAACCCCAUGAUUCUGCUCCUCGACCCCUUACUCCAGAUUAUGGUGGACCGUUGGUUAGUUAUGCUGAUGGAGUGUUUGAUUUAUGUUUCAAUCGUUAUAUCGCUGUACGGGAAGAUCGGCGCAUCAGUAGCUCAAGUCCAACUACGACCAUUGUAUCUAUAAGACUCGAAGGGAAGGCUAUAGAAGAUCCGGAGGUACUUGUUGAGGGAAGUGACUUUUAUGCUUUUCCUCGAGUGGAUCCCAAAGGGAAACGGAUUGCAUGGAUCCAAUGGCAUCACCCUAACAUGUCAUGGGAUAAAUCAGAGCUUUGGGUUGGUUACUUUUCUGAUAAUGGCAAAAUUAACAAGCGUGUCUGUGUUGCUGGUUGUGAACCAGAGCUAGUGGAAUCACCAACUGAGCCUAAGUGGUCCUCUGAGGGAGAACUUUUUUUUGUUACUGAUAGGAAAAAUGGGUUCUGGAAUCUAUACAAAUGGUUUGAGGCAGACAAUGAGGUGUCUCCAGUUUAUUCUUUGGAUGCGGAGUUUUCACGACCAUUUUGGGUUUUUGGCAUAAACUCUUAUGGUUUUUUAUCUGGCAAUGAAGGAGAAAACUAUAUACUAUGCAGCUAUAGGCAGCAUGGGAGGUCAUAUCUUGGAGUUCUGGGUGAUGGACAAAGCUCUCCAUCUCUGCUUGAUAUUCCCUUUUCAGAUAUUGAUAAUAUUACUAUUGGGAACCAUUGUUUUUAUGUGGAGGGAGCGUCAGCCUUUCAUCCACCGUCAAUUGCUAAGGUUACUCUAAAAGAUAAAAGCUUGAAAGUAGAUGAGUUCACUAUUAUCUGGUCGUCAUCGCCUGAUAUUUUGACAUAUAAGUCGUACUUCAGUACUCCAAAGUUAAUAGAAUUUGCAACAGAAGUGCCGGGUGAAAUGGCUUAUGCCUACUUUUAUCCACCAUUCAAUCCCAUUUACCAUUCUAGUGGGGAUGAAAAGCCUCCAUUGUUGCUGGAAAGCCAUGGAGGCCCAACGGAUGAAUCGCGUGGAAUAUUAAAUCUAAGAGUUCAGUAUUGGACUAGUCGAGGAUGGGCUUUUGUGAAUGUUAAUUAUGGAGGAAGCUCUGGUUACGGGAGGGCAUAUCGAGAAAGGCUUUUGAGGAAGUGGGGAAUUGUUGAUGUCAAUGACUGUUGCAGCUGUGCAAGAUAUUUGGUCGAUUCAGGUGUAGUUGAUGCAGAACGAUUAUGCAUCGCUGGGGAAUCUGCUGGGGGAUACACUACCCUAGCUGCUCUUGCUUUCAGAGAUACAUUCAAGGCAGGAGCUUCCUUGUAUGGUAUAGCUGACUUGCGCAUGUUGAGGGCUGAAAUGCACAAAUUUGAAUCUCAUUAUAUUGAUAAUCUUGUUGGUGAUGAAAGAGACUAUUAUGAAAGGUCGCCAAUUAAUUUUGUUGAAAAAUUUUCUUGUCCAUUAAUCUUGUUCCAGGGAUUGGAUGACAAGGUUGUUCCUCCUAGUCAAGCACGUAAGAUCUACCAAGCACUGAAAGAGAAGGGCGUCCAUGUGGCUUUAAUUGAAUAUGAAGGAGAACAACACGGCUUUCGUAAGGCCGAGAACAUAAAAUUCACGUUGGAACAACAAAUGCUAUUCUUUGCAAGAAUGGUCGGACACUUUGAAGUUGCUGAUUAGAUCAGUUCAAUCACACUGUUUCCUUCAAAGCCUCGAUGUUGGUCGGUUUGAAGUUUUUAACUACAACAUUAUGGGACCGAAUGAAUUACUGUGCACUUUUAUAAAUAAAAGAAAUAUAUAGUGCCUGCCACUAUCAUUUUA